Messenger RNA from Coregonus sp. 'balchen', 14135 nucleotides. Lineage: Eukaryota; Metazoa; Chordata; Actinopteri; Salmoniformes; Salmonidae. The record is from the annotation of a GenBank genome assembly.
AUGGCAGGUAACUGUGUUGGGGAGAGCGACGGCCUGACAUUCUGGGUGGCUGAACAAAAGGACUACGAUGACGUCAUGUCCAUUUCUGUUCAAAUCUACGGAGGGAAUGACUACCUGCCUCAUCGAUACGCCGGUUGGAUGACUGAGCCUGACAGAGUGGUUAUACUGGGACGCAGAAACGGCAAACUGGUCUCUCUCUCUCUCUCUCUCUCUCUCUCUCUCUCUCUCUCUCUCUCUCUCUCUCUCUCUCUCUCUCUCUCUCUCUCUCUCUCUCUCUCUCUGCCUCCUCAAUCCAUCUGUCAUCUGUUCCCUCUCCCCCAGGUGGCACUGGAGUCUGGUCUAAUCGUUGACGAGGGGCGCACGGUGGUGGUGGAGGGAUUGAGGGUGUGCCCCAGCGAGAGGGGUCGCGGCGUGGCUAGGGUCAUCCAGGGGUUCGCUGACCUUUUUUAUGAUUUUAUGAAAAAAGAACAGCAACAAACAGAACAGACACAACAAACAUAGUAAACACCACAUAAUGUCAAAUACACAGCUCAAGUCCAUCGUAAAUAAAAUACAAAUGUAUGGAAUGUAUACAUAUACAGGUUUGCUGACCAGUACAUCCAGCAGCUGUACCCCUCCGUCAGGACCAAGAGACAAACCAAGGCUGAUGACCCUUCAGCUGGGCCCACACAGACACUAGCCAAGUUCACAGAGCUAGGGAGACGGGUGAGUUAGAAUUCAUACUAUACUAUACUAAUAUAUACUAUACUAUACUACUGUAUACUUUACAAUACUAUACUGUACUACUGUAUAAUUUAAUUUACUUUACUAUACUAUUCUACUGUAUACUUUACUAUACUAUACUGCUGUAUAAUUUACUUUACUAUACUAUACUACCUACUGUAUACCUUACUACUGUAUACUUUACUAUACUAUACAAACCCUCAACUUUUUUUGAUCUGAGAAAACAGUUUGAAGGUUUUUGUUUACCGUAACCCUCAACCACAACACUAACCCAACACAGGGACCCAACCCAAUACACCUCAAGACCCCUCUGAGGUGGUGAAAGGGUAAAGGUGGAGAAAGUUGUGAUGAUCGGACAAAACAAAGGGAAUACCAAUCCUGACAGUUUCCCUUUUGAACCCUCCACAAUACUAACCUCUCCACACACCUCCUACCCACCCCACUCAGUCUGUCUAAAAAAACAGGGUUUUCCCAGAGCCCACUGUGAGACUCUCCCCCUUACCUUCACCCAGACACUCCACCUCAAAAUCCCCAGCCUUCCCCCCACUCUUGUACCGGCCCACCAGACACAACAUGACACACAGAAAAAUGUAUGAUUGGCAAAUAAAAUCUCACAAACCGAUUGCCAUCAUUGGAGCCUCAAACUUGAGCAGAAUACCUUACCAUCCAUACAAACACAUCCACAUUAAAGCUAUUCCAGAGCACAGUUCCACCACAUUACUGGGGUCUUGUCAAAAUCUACCCCAAACCACAACAUCAAGGUGGUUGUGCUGUCUCUCGGUCUGAACAACGAAGACCAAACACAUAAACAAACACCCAUAGGCCAACUGCAAUCACUCCACAGUAAAGCAACAGCCAUGUACCCCAAUUCAACUAUCUACUUCCCCAUCAUUAACUACUCACCCCACCUGUCAGAGAAACAACAAGCCAUGUUGAAACACAUGAACUCACACAUCGCCACACACUACAACUCCCUACUAGAAAUCCACCACUCAGAUUUCCACACUGAAAAAGCUACAAUAAGGACGCAUACCACUUCAUAGACUCCACACCAUUUCAGUCCCAGCACAUGCAUAUUUAUUAACCAUAGAAACACUCUCUCUACACCAACAUAGACAUCUGAUCAGGCUUGGCAUGCGGGGAAUCUGCACUCCGGAGAUAUCCAGAUAGACCAGAUUGACACAUUUUACAUUACAUUUUAGUCAUUUAGCAGACGCUCUUAUCCAGAGCGACUUACAGUUAGUGAGUGCAUACAUUUUCAUACAUUCUCUUCUAUAUUAUAUUAAAAUAUAUAUUUUUUAUAAAAAGGUUUGUUGGCUCAUAAAGAAUCACCAAUUAUGUAAAGUUGUAUAAAAAAAACAUAUCUCCUUCUUCCUCAUAUACACUAACCUGAUCCAUAGGAGUCCUGGAGUGCAGUCAAACUUGCAUUGUACAAUCAGACCCUCAAAACCAUGUUGAAAUGUUACUUCCAUGGUCUGAAACUUAAAACCUUCACCUGUUUUAAUUAUUGUCAUUCAUGAGGUUUGGAAGGGAAGCUCGUUUCAAAUAUCAGUCGAACUUGAACACUUUUAAGCAAAAUAAACAUUAAUGAAAUCUCUGAUUAGAAAAAAUUGUGACCAACUAGAUCAAGACGGAAAUGUACAUGUUGGAGUACCUGCCCUGUCAAGGGGGGUAAUUGUCACGCCCUGGCUCUGGGGACUCUUUAAUGUUGAGCCAGGGUGUUCGUUUCUAUGUUUAGUUUUCUAUGUUUAUGUUCUAGAUCGUGUGGAUCUAUGUUGGCCAGGGUGGUUCCCAAUCAGAGGCAGCUGAUUCUCGUUGUCUCUGAUUGGGAACCAUACUUAGGCAGCCUGUUUGGCACAGUUAAUUGUGGGAUCUUGAUCUGUAUAGGUUUGUGUUGGUGAACCUUUAGACUUCACGUAUCGUUUUGUUGUUUGUGUAAAGUACUCAAUAAAAGAUGUACGCCUAUCACUGCGCCUUGGUCCGGUUCCUAUAACGAUCGUGACAGUAAUAAUCACUUCGAGGAAAAAUUAUAUUUCAAGGUGUUGUAAUAAAGAAAUAAACAGAACACCCGAAUCCUUUUUCUCCCCUUAACAAACAAUCAAAUGGAUGAUUGUCUCUCUGGCAAUACCUGAUGCUUUUGUGACAGCUAACAUUCCAAAGCCAAACCCGAUGGAGCACAGCUACUCUUGAGGGUAAAAUAAAUUAAAAAUAAAUAUAAUAAUUAUUAAAUAGGUGUAGGUGUGUAUUUACUGCUCCGAUGCCUGUGGAGCGCUUUGUGGCUCGGCUGUCUCCUGGCAGACCAUGACUUGACCUGAGGCACUGCUGGGCUUGAGCCGCUGACCAGUCUUGCCACAGAACGUGCCCUGGAACUCCUGUUUGAUGGAGUCUCCGUACACCUCUCUGACGUACUUGAGGAAGGCGGUGGUCCAUUGCAGGGUGGUGGCUUUGUCCGUCUCGUGGUUACAGAAUGGCGCCAGCACAUUCAGCUCAUCACAGCAGAAGUGGAUCCUCCUCCUGCGGUCCCGCUCCUUGCUAUUGUGCCUCUCUCUGCGCUGGCUACUUUCCACUGGUGGCCCUCCUCUCUUCCUGGUGCCUGCUCCUCCAGCUGCUCUUCCCUCCACUGAGUUUGGGACAAUGCCGGGGACCUUGACAGCACAGGGUCCACGGAUCCUACCGCGUUUAGCGGUCUUCGCCACAGCAUCAUCUUCCACCUUCACCCAAACGUUCUCCUCUGUUGGGUUGGGGCUGUUGACGCAUGGAACUUCGUCAGGCAUCUUGUCUGGCCGAUAGCUGAAUGUGAAGUUCUUUGGAAUUUUUACAUUUACAUUUUAGUCAUUUAGCAGACGCUCUUAUCCAGAGCGACUUACAGUUAGUGAAUAGAUAUUUUUUUUAUACUGGCCCCCCGUGGGAAUCGAACCCACAACCCUGGCGUUGCAAACGCCAUGCUCUAUCAACUGAGCUACAUCCCUGCCGGCCAUUCCCUCCCCUACCCUGGACGACGCUGGGCCAAUUGUGCGCCGCCCAUGAGUCUCCCGGUCGCGGCCGGCGGCGACAGAGCCUGAAUGAUCAACCCUUGAUGCUUAUUGGGUUCAAGCAUAUGAGGGACCAUCCCAAACCCUUGACACCUCCUAUAGUUCUUAGAACUUGGUUUAAAAAACAAUGAUUUAACAUUCAAUAGCCAACACUACAUACAUAUUCAUGAGACAGUGAUGGGUAAGAAGUUCGCUCCGGCCUAUGCUAACAUUUAUAUGGCAGACUGGGAGACGACAGCCUUGGCUAAAUUCCCAUUGCGUCCCAUGUUUUGGAUCGGUUUAGUCUAUGACAUGAUACUCUAAUUUUUCCUAUACCCAUCAUGAGGUUGCUACAACCUAGCCUAUGAAUGAGUUUUCAACGUAGGUGCACAGGUCGAGAGAAACAUUUUAGUAAUCAAGAUGACAGACAAUGACACAUUCAAUACCGCCUUGCACACUCUUGCCUGCAUCUAGUUGAUAUAGGGUGUAAUCAUUAGUCCAACAGUUGCAAACGAGAGUUUCUAUUGGACUAAUUCAGGUAUGUUUAUCCCCGUUUUGUUCCAUUUGCUUCCAUUUAAGAAAACUUUUUUCAACAGAAUCGGCGUAAUGAAUACACCCCUGAUCACACGCAAACACAGUUCACCUUCAUAGCACAUACAUACCUUCAUAGCCACAUACAAACAGCAUGAUCACGUUGCGCAUUGUAUAAUUCCUUCUUGCAUCUACAUGCUUUCCUCCUCUCAAGUUUUCCCUUCGCUUGUGGACUUCAGUGCACAACACAUCAGCUGACUGUGACCAGGCAUAAAAACCUUUUCAAGCCAAACCUUCAUAUCAUAACCGCUUACUGCUACACACAGCCUACAUCAUUGUCACCAUAUUAGCUAACUUCAUCAACAUAGCUACUAGAACUAACGCAUUAGUAAACCCUCUAGCUACAAUCAUGCAGUACAGUGUAUAGUCAGCAAGCAGUUCAGCAGUUCCACUGGCAGGCCCCGGUGGCAAUAAAUUAAUAAAACCAAAACGCUUACCUUGACUUGGAAGAGUUCCAGUUUUGGAUAGCCAUAGCCAGCUAGCUAACUUAGCAUCCCUGUCCGUUUGAGCUGGGUGUUUGAGUAGGCUAAACUAGCUAGCUGCAUUCGCUAGCUAAGUAAGUGAAAGUGAAAGUUUUAAAAAAUACCGCAAAAUAUAGGUAGCUCUCUCUCUCUUGCUUCUCAUCAUUUCUUAAGAAACGAAUUUGUUCAAAGCUGUUCAACUAUUGUCUUUCUCUCUCAUUGAGUCAACUAAUGCUAGCUAGAUGUAGCUUACGCUUUCAGUACUAUGUUCAUUCUCUGAUCCUUUGAUUGGGUGAACAACAUGUUAGUUCAUGCUGCAAGAGCUCUGAUAGGUUGGAGGACGUCCUCCGGAAGUUGUCAUAAUUACUGUGUAAGUCUAUGGAAGGGAGUGAGAACCAUGAGCCUCCAAGGUUUUGUAUUGAAGUCAAUUGCAAAACAGUGUGUUUUAAUCCAUUAUUUGGUGACGUGAAUAAAUGUAGUAUAGUUUUAUCUAAAAAGGAUAACUUUUUUAAUGUUUCACUAUUUAAAAAAAAUGAAAUUCACUGAGGAGGAUGGUCCUCCCCUUACUCCUCUGAGGAGCCUCCACUGUGCCCCAUUGAUUCGGAGAACCCCGCAAAUGAAUGUUCUUAUGAGAUAAACCUGAGACUUACUCAUAAGUGUUCACAGCAUGUUUUUCUUGUACAGAAGACAGUUUUACAAUCUCUAACAUGGAAUGCGUAGCCUGUAGGUACCCAACAUUCCUUUUACACCUAUUAUACUAUUAUAUGACAGAAGAUAAAUAUCACUUUAUGUUUCAAGUUAUAACAACAUGUCAUGAGUCCUUCAGUUUAAUACAGUGUUUAUAAAACGUGUUUACAUGUAAUUUGCGUUAUUUUCUCUUUGUGACAAAGAGUACGAAGAAAAAGUCCCUGACUUCUCUCCCUUGCAAUCUCUUAGCGCUCAAAAGCAUGAUUGGUCGUUUAUCCAGUAACACAUGCAGAUCAUAAGAUGGUCUGCUGACUUGCCAAAGGCAACUAUCUUCUAUCUCCUGACCUCCCCAGGGCCGUUCAGAGUCGUAAAGGGAGAAAGGGAGAGCCGUUUAUUGGUCUUGUGAUAGGUUGAAAGGGGGCGCUGUCAAUAGCAGAACUGUUAUUAACAGAACUCGUCAGCUCUCGUUACAACACUAUGUACACAGCAGAAAUACUUUAAUUCAGCCACACAGACCCUCUUUGGUGCAAUGAGGAAGAUGGAAUACUCAAAGCGGUCAUUGGGGUAUAUAAAGGCGAACAGUGGCAGGCCUGACCCAGAACAGAUUGCCUGAUUCCCCUAACCCAGUGGUCACCAACCAUUUCUGCGUCAAGAUCACUUUGGCAGUCAAAAAGCAAGCCAAGAUCUACCGCUCCAAAAAGAAAAAGAAACAUGACUUAAAAAAUGUAACAUUAACCUAAUAAAAACAGUGUAGGAAUGAGGUUUGUGCAGUAGGCCUAAUACAUUAUCACAGCAUAUUGGCUAUAUGCCUGGUCUGCCAAUAUUGUUCUUCUCAGACCAUAUUAUAUUUCAAAACUCGAGCUUUGAUAACAAAAUAGAUCAGUUGGUGUAACACUUGCUGGGCAUAAAUAUAAAUAAUUUGCUAAUAAUUAGCUUUUUAAUUUUACUGGACUGAUGAUACCAGCAUCUGAUGGUCAUGGUGCUUUCAACAUGAUCUUCCUGUUGUUUUACUGGACUGAUGAUACCAGCAUCUGAUGGUCAUGGUGCUUUCAACAUGAUCUUCCUGUCUGGGUUGGCGCCCCCCCUUGGUUUGUGCUGUGUUGGAGACCUCUGUGGGCUAUACUCGGCCUUGUCUCAGGAUUGUAAGUUGGUGGUUGAGGAUAUCCCUCUAGUGGUGCGGGGGCUGUGCUUUGGCAGAGUGGGUGGGGUUAUAUCCUUCCUGUUUGGCCCUGUCCGGGGGUUUCUUCGGAUGGGGCCACAGUGUCUCCGGACCGCUCCUGUCUCAGCCUCCAGUAUUUAUGCUGCAGUAGUUUAUGUGUCGGGGGGCUGGGGUUAGUUGGUUAUACCUGGAGUACUUCUCCUGUCUUAUCCAGUGUCCUGUGUGAAUUUAAGUAUGCUCUCUCUAAUUCUCUCGUUCUCUCUUUCUCUCUGAGAACCUGAGCCCUAGGACCAUACGUCAGGACUACCGGGCAUGAUGACACCUUGCUGUCCCCAGUCCGCCUGGCCUUGCUGCUAUUCCAGUUUCAACUGUUCUGCCUGCGGUUACGAAACCCCUACCUGUCCCAGACCUGCUGUUUUCAACUCUUAAUGAUCGGCUAUGAAAAGCCAACUGAGAGACCUGAGCCCUAGGACCAUACGUCGGGACUACCGGCCGUGGUGACUCCUUGCUGUCCCCAGUCCGCCUGGCCUUGCUGCUAUUCCAGUUUCAACUGAUCUGCCUGCGGUUAUGGAACCCCUACCUGUCCCAGACCUGCUGUUUUCAACUCUUAAUGAUCGGCUAUGAAAAGCCAACUGAGAUUUAUUCCUGAUUAUUAUUUGACCAUGCUUGUCACUUAUGAACAUUUUUGAACAUCUUGGCAUGGUUCUGUUAUAAUCUUCACCCGGCACAGCCAGAAGAGGACUGGCCACCCCUCAUAGCCUGGUUCCUCUCUAGGUUUUCUUCCUAGGUUUUCGCCUUUCUGAACUCUAAAAAAACUAGGUCAAAUCAUGAUGUCAAUGAACUUCAGGUCAGGAAGUCACAGCUCUAGAAAGAUGCCAGAUUUUCAGAGUUGUAUAACCGUUCAAAACAAUUUUUCCCAGUCUAAUCUAUUUUUUUUCUUAGAGUUCCCAGUGUAUUGAAUGCACUGAAGUCGGAAGUUGGAGAUUUCCGUGUUUCGAGUUCCCAGUUGUUUUGAACAUGGCAUUAGUAUCAGCGGAGGGAGGGAGAGAGCAGCAGAGGGGUCCGCCUCUCACAGUCUCUGCUCUCUCCUUCCUUUCCUGCGGUGAGACUCACCAGAGAGAGAGGACACAGUCUUCCACCUGAUGGCGAAACUCGAGUCGCCCCGCAUCUGCCUCAGGCACAAAUUGAUGUUGUUCCUAUGACCAGAGAAAGUGAAAUACUCCUCGAUAAUAAAAUGGACACGACGAGCUGCUAAUAAUAAUAAAAACGCGGGGCUAUCGAUACACUUGGCUACUCAUUCAUUGCAGGUGCAACGCAAGUGGACGUAGAAAGAAGCGCGUUUUAUGUUUUGUAGUAGUGUUGAAUAAAAACAGUGCAGACAGUGCUGAAUAAAACUUAGAUAUGAACUCACUCAUAAAAACAGCAGCUCUUUGCUGUAUUCUUUGACAGUCACUCUCUGGUCAUGGUUUUAAAAGUUAUAAAAUCUUACAUAGGCUAGUAUCAAACUUUGCUGUGGCCGGGGUUGUGGAAACUGUAGGUAGGCACGGUGAUUUGAGCUUUCCGAUUGGCCUGCACAGUAGGUGCGCUCGAUUUAGCCAUAGAUAUUUUCAGACAAAUGUAAUGGUUAAAAAUGGGAACACUUUGCCACCUGGUGUGCAGGGCUUCUGAAUCAAGUGCACCUACCGCCAACAGCGCAACACAAAAAAAAGAAGCGCAAGCCUUUAUCGUUGGCAUUUCUACGUAAAUGUUUGGUGAUCGACUAGGAAUGCCUUGAAGAUCGACCAGUCGAUCAUGAUCAACCGGUUGGCAACCAAUGCCCUAACCCUAACACUAACCCACCUGCUCCCUACAGAACCCCGGGCCUGAAUCAGACAUCUAACCCUACCCGUAACCCUAACCUCCAUAACUCUCCCGGCAGAACCCUGGACCUGGCACUGAAUUCUGACCUGGGCGAACAGCCCACACUCAAUCUUAACCCUUUCUCUAAUCCUGGUCUGUAGCCCUGUAGGGGUCGGUAGGGGCCCAAUUAGGAGAGCCAGAGAAGCCACCAACACCAGGAGGAAUUUCAAGGAAAAAUGUGUUUAUUUACCAUGUUUUGUUUUGUCUCUAGUUUUGUCUUUUAUAUUUAUUUAAUUUCUUAUGUUAGGCACUUUAACAUAGCACUUAUUUUUGAAGCACUUCAAUGUAGACUCAGCGAGAUGACGUUUCCACGAGCAGCACCAAAAAUAUUGAGAUGAGUGAGAUGCAAGACUUCAUUCUCACACAGUCACACACGGUAUCUGUGCAUGUGCAUGGGUUCGCUUCACGCUGUUACAGAGUGGGCACAAAAACAGCUGAGAAGUUUAGCCUUGCGUUUCAACGCUCUUAGUUGUUGCGGAAAUUGACCCACUAUGCUGUUUACUUUCUGCAGCUACGUGAUAUCGCUGAGUCUACCUUUAAUCCCUUAAACCCUCAGCACUUAAUAAAAUUUAGCACUUAAUCAACGCUUAGCACUUAAUCAACCCUCAGCACUUAAUCAACUCUUAGGACUUAAUCAACCAUUAGCACUUAAUCAACCAUUAGCACUUAAUCAAACCUCAGCACUUAAUCAACCCUUAGCAUUUAAUCAACCCUUAGCACUUAAUCAACCAUUAGCUCUUAAUCAACCCUUAGCACUUAAUCAACCCUUAGCACUUAAUCAACCAUUAGCUCUUAAUCAAGCCUUAGCACUUAAUCAAACCUCAGCACUUAAUCAACCCUUAGCACUUAAUCAAACCUUAGCACUUAAUCAACCAUUAGCUCUUAAUCAACUCUUAGCACUUAAUCAUUCCUCAGCACUUAAUCAAUCCUCAGCACUUAGUCUUCCUCUCAUUUAACCGUUGCAUGUGACCCGUCUGAGCUAUCAGCCUCCAUUGAUCCCUCAGGUAAACAACUGCCUCAUGUUCCCCCACCCUCUCCAGACUGACUUUCCAUAUACAUAUGCAGACAGAGGAGGGUUGCAAUAGGCCUGUGCAACCCAAGGUUCGAUACCAGCACAAAAAGAAACCCUCUUAAACCUAACCCUAUAGCUUCAUGUCCACAUCCCUAUUCAAACCUUACCCUAACAUCAACCACAACCCUAACCCUAACCCUAGCUUCAUGUCCACAUCCCUAUUCAAACCUUACCCUAACAUCAACCACAACCCUAACCCUAACCCUAGCUUCAUGUCCACAUCCCUAUUCAAACCUUACCCUAACAUCAACCACAACCCUAACCCUAACCCUAGCUUCAUGUCCACAUCCUGGUUGAACCCUAACCCCAGCCUCAACCCUAACCCUAGCUUCGUGUCCACAUCCAGGUUCAACCUAACACUAGCCUCAACCACAGUUCUAACCAUAACCCCAACCCUAUCUUCAUGUCCACAUCCCGGUUGAACCCUAACCCUUAACCACAGUUCUAACCCUAACCCCAACCCUAGCUUCAUGUCUACAUCCCGGUUUAACCCUAGCCUUAACCACAGUUCUAACCCUAACCCCAACCCUAGCUUCAUGUCCACAUCCUGGUUCAACCCUAACCCUAACCUUAACCACAAUCCUAACCCUUACCCUAACCCUAGCUUCAUGUCCACUUUCUGGCUCAACCCUAACCCCAUUGAUAUUAAUUAAUCGAUUAAAUGCACCUUUGAGAUAUCAUAACAAGUAAAUAAUCUUCUACCAACCUUCUGCUGAGUUCACCCAGUCAAAAAUGGUCUACAUUGCUGUUGCCUUACAUAAUCUCAAAGUGGUUUCACAGUACUUCUCUGAAUUGUAUUUGAAUACCUGCUGCUCCCCCUUCUGUGCAGAUCUCUAAAUUCGGACUCAGCUUAUCAGUGACAAUAUUAUUAUAUUGAUAAAAGUGGUUGAAAUAGGCAGUACUUCUGUGAAUUCUAUUUCUGUGUCAAAGCCUUUUGAAAGGCAAAUAUCCAGACAGUCUGUCUGUGUUUCCUCUUUCUUCCUAGAAACCAGCCCAAAUGUCAGUACCUCAUACCCAGUGGCGGCUCCUGAAAAAAUUCUCAGGAGGGGCAAUUUUUCUGAUGAUUUAGGUGACCUACACACAUUUAAAAAAAGAUAUGUCCAGCAACAACAUGAAGACAGGGGCAGCAUAUAAGUCAAUACCAGAAGCAUUUAUUGACUGAUCUCAAAAGUGUUGGCUUACCAGGGUUGGUGGAGCCCUCAGUUUCAUCUUUGCCUCGCAAAGCUAACUCAAACACUCCGCAAAACUUCACACACUGGAUUAGCCGGCUGAGGAUGUGGCGGUUCUUGCUAAUGUCGUAGUAAAUAUAUUUGUUAUAGUGAAUAUGGAAUAUGAUAUGUUGAGUAAAAUGUUGUGCUAAGAUCUAUUUAGGUCAGGAGCUGGUUAUAAGUUCUGUUCCUAUCCAAUAACAAUGGACAAAAGGGUCCUAUCUUGUCAGCCUUGUCAGCAGGUGGCCAAGGACAACACCCACGCCAUAGGCCUCUCAGUUCUUCCAACUCACGAGUUCUUGCUCUGAGGACACACACACACACAAACACACACACACACACAUCAUCACUGUUAAACACACACACACACAUCAUCACUGUUAAACACACACACACACACACACACACACAAAUCCCCUCUCUUAGGCUGAACAUUUGAAGACAGAGAACCCGACUCAGAGCCAAUGCAACAGUGACAGUAGCCUGCAGGGGACCUCGCCCAACUCAUCAGGACCAAUCAGAAGAUCAGAACUACUAGAUUGAACCUACUUCAUUUAUUGCAUAAAAUGUCUGCACACAAUGUUUCGGGGCUCUCUUCAGAUAAUAAUAAUAAUAAUAAUAAUAAUAAUAAUAAUAAUAAUAAUAAUAAUAUGCCAUUUAGCAGACGCUUUUAUCCAAAGCGACUUACAGUCAUGCGUGCAUACAUUUUUGUGUAUGGGUGGUCCCGGGGAUCGAACCCACUACCUUGGCGUUACAAGCACCAUGCUCUACCAGCUGAGCUACAGAAAGUGGAUACUCAUGGAUGCGCAUUGCAAUUGUAAAAUGUCAACACAAUUGGAGACACCACGUCAUUUUUGGAGACAUGUUAUUGACAGUAAACUAUUGUAGAUGCGACUGCUAACUAACUAAAACAUUUUAGCUGGCUAGCUAAUCAUCUUAGCUAAAUGUGGGGCAAACAAUUCAGUUAUUUACCGUUAAUUUGAGGGAUUGGGGUGAAAGAAAUCGAGUUACAUAGUGAUACUUUACGAUAUACUGUAUUGACAAUAUCGCAAUAUUUUAGCGCUAGUUGGCUGUACCUGCACCAAAACACCAUUAUUGUUCCUUCAUAGCUUGUUCUCAAUCUUUUCACAUUGGGAGCCAAUUUGUUUUCAGCACUUUUAUUUCCAUGACUGAUCAAAACUCGUUCUCAUGGCUUUCUGAUCCCUCUGCAACAGACAUAUGGUGCGCAAUAAAAUCACAGUAUCGAAUCGCAAUACGUAUAGAAUCAUGAGACUCGCAAUGCUGAUGCAUAUAUCUUAUCGUGAGGUUCCUGGCAAUUCCCAGCCCAAGUUCAUUUUUAAGAGUUUGACGAACGGGUCCGUGAACGCGAUUCCAGAUAUAUUUACCUCUGAAUAAACUGCCUUUAUUACACCAUAUCCACAUCCAGUAAACUUGUGAUUAUCAACACUAACCUCAUCGUUGUGGCGGCGGACAGCUAGCCUGUAUCCCUCGUCAUCCAGUUGAGUGAGUAGCAAUGUCUUUUUUCGUUCGUACCAAUUUUUGGAAAAUCCUCGGGUGUAGGACUUUCCGCCUUUAGUAGAAACCUGUUGAAUUAUUAAAUUUGGUCUGGGAGGUCCUAAUUGUUUCGUUGCCAAUUUAUCUUCAUUUGUUCGCCGACAAAAAGGAAAUUCUUUCAAAGACACAACCGAGUUGCACUGAAGCCUAGCCAUGUUGAUAGUAGUAGUGAAUUGAUUGACGCUGCUACCCUCUCUUUUCUUAGUUACGUUCAUGUGACGAAAGCGCGUAAGUGCAAGCCCACAGACACCCAUUGAGAUUGUAUUGAAGGCUCUGAAAUUUGAAAAAAAUAGAUUUUACAUGGGAGUCUAUGACAGAAGUUCUGGGCGAUUUUCAAUCUGACUGAAAUCGCCCCAAAAGGGGGUGGAGCCAUUUGAAGCACGACUUUAGCCUGAUUCGACAUUUAGUGGCAGUGUGGCACUGUGGCAGAUCAGACGUAUAGAUUACAACACUGAUAACUACUGUUGCCGUGAUAUAAUUGAUUAGAAAAAAAAUCCCUUCCUUUUCCCGUUUGGCAGUGCGUCGCCCAUAUCGCCCUAUUGAACAGGCCGUCCCUGCUCAUACCUGGAAACACAGAGUGGUGGAAAGUCUGUCUCAGCGUGUGGCUGUGUGGUGCUCUAUACUACUGCCUUUCAAAGAACACCUGACUAAAGGAAGAAACAGCAUGUGCUUCUGUCCUAAAUGGCACCCUAUCCUCUAUAUAGUGCACUACUUUUGACCAGGGCCAAUAGGGCUCUAGUGCACUACAGAGAGAAUAGGGUGCCAUUUUGGGAUGCAAGCCUGUGUCAUGGGUACUGGUGUGGUGAAUACAAUACGAAACAGUGCUGUGUACUAAUGGAAACACUUAGACUGGUUUAUCGCAGCAGUAGUCCCAUUGAGGACUGCGGACCAUAUGGAGACAGGUUAUUUCUAAUUUAAUUGAUACAUUAGAGUAAUUGACAAACUGAGUCAAAGGGUGCAUCCCAAAUGGAACCUAUUCCAUAUAAUGCACUACUUUUGACCUCAGCCAUUAUCUGAAGUAGAGGAGAGAUCGAAGAGAGAGAGUCGAGCCGUAGCGAGCGAGAGAAGCAGAGAGUCGUCGAUCAUCUCGCUACGAUCGAGCUCUCGCGAGAAUCUAUCUCUCUCUCUCUCUCUGCUCUCUCUCUCUCUCCUCUCUUCUCUCUCUCUCUCUCUCUCUCUCCUCUUUAGGCUACUCUCUCAUUCGUCGGGGAGGCCGACAGUUUCGACGGUUUCAUCUCACACCUGAAGAACAAACUACAUUCCACCACAGGAAGUGACCCAGGUGUGUCUGUCCCCCAAAUGGUUCCGCUAGAGGAUGAGCAACACCUGAAGAACAUCCUCCUUGAUCCUGAACUCCCCUCCAGGGUCCAACUUCCUGGUGGUGCCAUUAUCCAAGACUGGCAGCCCUUACAACCAAUCAAAGGCAACCUUGAGAUCUUAGCAAGGCGAAACCUCACCUGGUUGGCCGACAAGCUAGAAAGACCCGCCUUUCUCAGCUUUUACACUCCGCCUUAUCCAAUCCCGUACAAGGGAGGAUCGCUGAGAUUCAAUAUUGAUAUGUUUGGAACGGAUCUAGUUUCAGCAAAGAGGGCGCUUGUCGGCCAUUUUGAGAAAGUGAGGGAGAGGAGGGAGUUGAAGGGGAGGGUGAUGGUUCAUGUGUAUCUGAAUAAGUUGCUAUGGGAGGGGGUGAGGGAUUUCUGUGAGGGAGACGCAGGCGUGCGGAGGUGUAGAGAGUACUGGGAACAACUGUUUCUGGAGAGAGAGAUGUGA